AUAAAAGCAAAAAAAAAAAUAAUCAAAUUAUUGUCUUCUAUCUUUAUUCACUUUUAAAUACUUCUUAUGAGUGAAGAAAGAGACCCUCUCCUCACACCGGAUAGGGAUGACGAUGAUAUCUCACCAUCCGAUCGCAGACAACAAUCUGGCAAUCGCAAUGGUGGAUUAGGAAAUGGUCGAUUCUCUUUUCUCGAAAAAACUUUGUUCUUUUUGACCGUAUCUCUGUUUUUUAUCCUUUGCGUCUUUGCUGGCCUUUAUGCUAGAAGAGUAUAUGAUGAGCCCAACGAAAAGCCAACCCCAGUACACCCUCCAAAGCCUCCUCAUGACAACACCCCCGAACCACGGUGUUUGACCUCCCAAUGUGUACUGGUUGCGUCAGAUAUCCUCAAGGACGUUGACUUGACCUUAAACCCCUGUGAUGACUUUUAUGAAUACACGUGUAGUAAUUGGAUGAAAAACAAUCCUAUUCCUGAAGGCCAAUCAUCCAAAAGUUACUUUGAAAGCUUAUCCAAGAACAAUAAGGAAGUCUUGCAUUCUAUCUUAACCCAAGACUUUGAAGAAUUCUACAACAACACCCACAAUGGCAAACAAGACAGUGAGUUGCCUGACCCAGAAAAGUUAAUUGACAAGCAAAACUUUGAAAAAGUCAAGACCUUUUUUGAUUCCUGCAUGAACGAGGUUGCGAUUGAUGGAAGAAGCACAGAACCUGUCUAUCCUAUUCUCCGCCAGAUCCGCGAUGGAUACCCUGCUGAUGUGGUGAAUCCCAAGGGAAACUCAAAAUCGAGUGCACUGGUUGACACCUCUCGACUUACAAACAUCUUGGCUCUUUUGUCGAAGCACAGUAUUGGCGCUCUCUUUGAAUUGGUUACGAUUCCUGACCCUAAAGAUCCUCUCAAGAGCUCACUUGAAAUGUACCAAUCCGGGCUUACUUUGCCCUCUAAAGAGUAUUAUACGCAACCUGAAUUGGUUCAGAAUUUGUUUGAUGUUGUAGCAGAAACCAUGGAGGCUGUAUUUAGCAAGAAUGCCUCCGAAUUCGGGUGGAACCGUUGGAGCGCAAAUACCACAGCUCGUCUUGUAGUAGAUUUCGAAAAACGUCUUGCUGAGAUCAGUGACUACAGGGAAUACUUUUAUGACACCGAGGCGACCUACAAUCCUCUCACUCUUUCGCAACUGUUCAACAUCUCAUCCUCGAUUGACUGGGGACUGUACAUCUCCCAAAUGUUGCCAGUAACUGCCUCUCAGCCAGACUUCAUCCUUGUAACAUCGCCCGAGUACAUCUCCAAAGUAUCUAGUGAAGUUCUUGGCAAGAGUACAAACCGCGCUAUUCAGUCCUUUUUGAUGUGGCAAGCCAUCAAGUCAUACGCACCUGCUCUGGGCGAGGAAAUACGGAAGCCGCUUCACAAAUUCAAUGCCAAGCUGAGUGGCACAAAUCCCAAGGUCACAAAGCCUCGCUGGGAAAUUUGUCUCUCUCAGGUCGAUGACUCGACUGGAUUCCUUGCCGGUCGAUACUUUGCACUAUCAAAGUUUCAGGGUGACUCUAAAAAGAGAGCUGAUGAGAUUGUUGAGUCUAUCAAAGAGGCUUUUGUUAACCGAUUGCCUGAAUUGGCUUGGAUCGAUGAUGCUACUCGUGAACGUGCGGAAGAAAAGGUUGCAAAGUUGAUUCGCAAGAUUGGUUAUCCUACCGAGAUUCCAAAUGCUAUGUCUCCCGUAUCAUUGUCUGACUAUUAUUCGGAUUUAAAGAUCCAGUCAAAGAACUUUUAUGAAAACUUUGAAAACAGUAAAAAAUGGGCUUCAAAGGCCAUCUGGAAAGAAGUCGGAAAACCACCAAACAAGGCAGUUUGGGAAAUGAACAUUCAAGUAGUCAAUGCUUAUUACAACCCCUCUUUCAAUGAGAUUGUAUUCCCUGCAGGAAUCCUACAAAACCCAUUCUUCCGUAAUGAGCAUCCUGAAUAUCUCAACUAUGGUGGUAUUGGUGCUGUUGUUGGUCACGAACUUUCCCAUGGAUUUGAUAAUAUGGGUCGUCAUUAUGACCCUGAUGGUCGCCUAGUGGAAUGGUGGACAAACCAGACUUCUGCUUCUUUUGAUGAAAAAACCAAAUGUUUUGUGGAUCAGUACUCCAACUUCACUGUCGAAGGCGGCGAUGGCAAGCAAAUUCAUCUCAACGGAAAGCUCACCUUGGGCGAGAACUUGGCUGAUAACGGUGGACUUGGCCAGUCCUAUCUGGCAUGGAAAAAGCGCUAUGAGAGUGACAAGGACAGCAAGGUUUACAACAAUGUUCUCUUGCCAGGCCUUGAUAAUUUGACUCGCGAUCAGUUAUUCUUUGUGAACUUUGGCCGUAUUUGGUGCUCAAAACGAACCAAAGAGUUGUCUAAGCAACUGGUGUUUACCGAUGAGCAUUCUCCUGGUAGAUGGCGUGUAAAUGGAGCUGUGCAGAACUCUAAAAAUUUUGCCGAAGUCUUCAAAUGCCCUGCUGGUAGUCCUAUGAACCCAGUAGAUAAAUGUGAAAUGUGGUAAUUAAAUAACUCGAUUGUUUUGCUGUUUUUUUUUCUUUAAAGAAACAACAACUAUCAAUAAAUACAUUUUUUGUACAACACCUCUAUAAUACUCAGUGUAAUUUAUAUUUGACAAUAUAUGAAUACUAUUUCUAUGUGGUUUAUCAAAGUUA
Molecule: messenger RNA, 2665 nt
Organism: Phycomyces blakesleeanus NRRL 1555(-)
Lineage: Eukaryota; Fungi; Mucoromycota; Mucoromycetes; Mucorales; Phycomycetaceae
Exons: 9
Coding region: 67-2514 (815 amino acids)
Biological process (GO): protein processing
Cellular component (GO): plasma membrane
Molecular function (GO): metalloendopeptidase activity
Source: RefSeq, a predicted model, not a curated record